Messenger RNA from Bombyx mandarina (wild silkworm), 1914 nucleotides. Its product is annotated as sodium- and chloride-dependent neutral and basic amino acid transporter B(0+). Gene Ontology annotation, biological process: amino acid transport; sodium ion transmembrane transport; nitrogen compound transport. The record is from RefSeq and is a predicted model, not a curated record. Lineage: Eukaryota; Metazoa; Arthropoda; Insecta; Lepidoptera; Bombycidae. Gene Ontology annotation, cellular component: plasma membrane. Gene Ontology annotation, molecular function: glycine:sodium symporter activity.
AUGUUUGAUACCUAUAAAUUAAAGAAAUGGAUCAGUUGGCCGUUGAUUCGUGCGCACUUAUGCACCGUAGCAGUUGCAGUGGGUUUUACGAGCACAUGGCGUGCGCCUCGAGAAGCAUUCCGUUACGGCGGUCUAACAUUCGCUCUGGUGUUGACACUGGCAUUCGUUGUGGUAGCUUUGCCGGUUGUUCUGCUACAGUUGGCUAUUGGACAGCUCAGCCAGCAAGAUGCCGUUGGAGUCUGGAGAGCAGUGCCGUUCUUUAAGGGUGUUGGUUAUCUCCGGUUGUUGGUUACGACUUUGAGCGCAAUAUACACGAGUGUUUAUUUAUCACUAGUCAUAACAUAUUCUUUGUACACCCUAAGCAAUAAUAUUCCCUUCCCGGAGUGUAUGGGAUUCUAUAUUACACCGGAAAUAUAUGUGAAUACCAUGAAUUCUUCAGAAUGCUUAGAUGAAACAUUUCUAGCACCUGCAAGCGAAAAACCAGAGUAUUUUUUGGCAGUGGCGCUGAUUCUUAUUGUACUAUGGAUACUGUUUCCGUUUAUAUUUUACAACCCGGUAAAAUUUAUGAAACGCAUAUUCUACGCACUCGGGCCCCUGAUAGUAUUGGUGACGUUCAUAAUUUUGAUCGCGCACGGGGAUAAAGGCAAUUUGUCAUCGUUCGCUCGGUCCAGUGACUGGAUGAACUUUCUGCGUCCUGAUAUUUGGCAUGGGGCUAUCGUUCAAGCGUUGAUAUCAAGUCAGGUCGCGGGAGGGUUCCUCAUAUCUGCUGGAGAUUCCGUUUACUCCAGCACGAACGUUCAGUGGACGGCUGUAGCUAUUGUUGGCGCCAACCUAUUAGCAUGUUGGAUAGGCAUGAUAUUCUGGUACAGUGUUACUGGUCCUGUCAAACACGCAGGAGUGCUCGCAGUUCUCGAGCAAGUAUAUCAAACAGCAGAAGACGACCAACUGAAUAAAGCGUGGACGCUACUCGUAUUUGCAUUGUUGUUUUUAUCAGGAGUUGUUUCAACGCUAGCAUUUCUUUAUCCGGUUUACGAUAGACUACGACGGCUGGGAGGUCUAAAGUGGAGAGUCACUUCGAUAGCGUGUUCAUUGCUCGGGGCGUGUUUGUCUGUGGCGACAUUGGCGGGCCGGCUACCGGCGUUGACUCUUAUUGAAGACACGGCUACACCCAUGUUGAUAAGCUUGACUACUAUUCUAGAGAUACUACCUUUUAUUUUUAUUUACGGAUGGAAACUUUUAGUGGAAGAUGUAGAAUUCCUCAUCGGUGCCGAGCUGGUGAGAUAUUGGGUUUGGGGCUGGUGUGCGGCGCCGGGAGUCAUUGCCCCGAUGUUCGUGUGGUGGCUUACUGUCAAUUCUAUGGACGUUUGGGAAUGGAACCAGCCACCUUGGUCAGCCAGUACUGCUUCAGUAAUCGCGGUUCUAGCAUUACUCAUCUUCGCUAUAGCCGCCGCAGUAUCUGUGAAAAAACAAGUGCAGUUUGACUUUUUCGGGAAACUGCAUUCCUCGUUCGUGCCAUCCAGACAGUGGGGUCCCAGAGAUCCGAUCACUCACUACUACUGGUUGGCGUGCCGCGAGGAGACGGACCGUGGCAAUGUUCCUCGAUGCCGAUACCAAAGACGACCACUAGGUCAACUCUCAACCAGACCCAGCUUCUUAGUUGUGCCUAAUACACCACUGAACAUGGAAACAAAGCAAAGAUCGAAUUCUGAUGAUUGGUUGUACACCACUAACAGGCGAAAAUAUUUAUCUCGUAUUGUCGAACGUUACGUGGGCAGCCGGAAACGGUCCAAGUCCUUGGAUUGGGAUGUUGCUGGAGCAGCAAAAAAAUAUUUAAACGUUAGCUUAGAUUCCAUUCUUAGUGUCAACAAUAAUGAUGUAGUAUUUAAGGGCGCUUCGGAAAAAGUACUCAAAUAA